ACCAGAGUCAGAUCGAGCCAUACCCACCACGAAAGAGACUUAAGAUGCAUAAACUUUGGUUCUGGUUCUGGUGGGUUCUUGGGGAUGGUGGUCUGGAGUUGAAGAUGAGGAACAAAAGGAAAGAGGUGAAGGGAUAGGUAGCUUAUCUUGAAGGCUUUGACUCAAACCACCAGGGUCACUGUGAGUAUAGCUGCCAACAGCAACAAGAACCAGAACACCAUGCCCACCUUAAACCUCUUCACAAACAUACCUGUGGACGCUGUGGUUGCUUCCGACAUUCUCAGGGAUGCCACCAAAGCCGUUGCAAAGAUCAUCGGAAAACCCGAAUCUUAUGUGAUGAUUUUGUUGAAUGGGGGAGUGCCUAUUGCAUUUGGUGGCACUGAAGAACCAGCUGCUUAUGGAGAACUCAUCUCAAUUGGGGGUCUUGGUCCAAGUGUUAAUGGAAAAUUGAGUUCUACAAUUGCGGAAAUUCUUCAGACUAAGCUAUAUAUUGAUGGCUCCCGUUUCUAUAUCAAGUUUUAUGAUGUUCAGCGCUCAUUCUUUGGGUUCAAUGGCUCAACGUUUUAAUCAGACUUUCUUUCUGGUCAUGGAAUUGGGGAGUUUCAGAUGGAAAAGAGUCUGUCUAGUGUCUAGUUCAUCUUUCUGUGGAUUAUCACAAAUUUGUAUGCAUGAUUGUAAUGAUCGAGUACAGCUUAUAUAUGAAAAUGGGAAAUUGCGUCC
This is a messenger RNA of Lotus japonicus, 720 nucleotides long. RefSeq lists its product as uncharacterized. The transcript has 4 exons. Bases 220 to 567 code for a protein of 115 amino acids. Gene Ontology annotation, molecular function: phenylpyruvate tautomerase activity. Lineage: Eukaryota; Viridiplantae; Streptophyta; Magnoliopsida; Fabales; Fabaceae. The record is from RefSeq and is a predicted model, not a curated record.